AUUAAUAGGUAGCAGUAUACGUCACCUAAAGCUAUCCUGAUCAAUAUAUAAAUAGAAUUUAAACCAGGUAGGUUAUUUUAAAGUUAAGUAAACGGAAGUAGCAAUCGCCUUAUAAAUCAAGUGACAUACUGGAUGCAUUCCAAGACCGAGAGUCAUGACGACAGCUCAAGUUAACAUCAUUACACUUAUCUCACAAACUCAUCUCCAAAGAGGGCGUUACUCGCUCAGUUUCGACGUAACAAAUAAAGACAACACUAGGACAACGAUAGAGAAAAGGGAAUCUGAAAAACUGGUUUACAUAGAGGAACACUGUAUGACGGGUGGUGGGUGUUCGCCAGAGAUAGAACUGCAUUUAAACAACGGAAAAUGCAAGAUCAAGUUCCUAGUUUCCGGUGCACUGAAACCUUCUGCUCCGCUUGAAAAGGGUGAAGAUGUUCUAGAAUAUAAUGAAGCACAGGGAGAAUGUAGAAAAUUCCUGAGUUUGGUCCCUACUUACGACGUGUCUCUCGGUGACGUAGCGACAGUCAAGUUUAAAGUUGGUGAUGAGGUCAAACAUACGGUGCAUAUUCACGAUGUACCAACCGAGAGGAGAUCGGACCUGAACCUGAGUAUAGCUAGUAAUGAUUCGUCAUAUUUGAAUGUGAGCGGUGCCUCACAGAGAUCAAUGGGGGACAGCCUUAAUUCUUCAAGUAGUACCACCGACUGCACAGUUGAGAAUGAAGGGGUAGCAGGCUCUGUCAGAGAGAUGCGCGACUCCACUACGGGGGGCGGCGAUGUUGACAAGAAGCUACAAGCUAAACCAUUCUUUUCUUUAGGAGAUGCUGUCAGUGGCCUACGUAUUGGUGAUCGGCAGGAUGGUGGUCCGACCGGGGUGCCAGCACUACCACUUCAGACAGAAACAGCUUCUGACAAGGUACUGUGUGAUGAGUCACUCGGUGCCUUAGUUGGCGCCCUCUCACCUUCGCAAGCAAGUAUGUUACUCAUUGGCCUUGGUGUGCCGACUGGCAUCCAAUCUCAAAAUCGUGAAAACUAUAGUAAAGAUAUCGUGACGGCCAACUUCCAUUCUUUGAAAUAUUGGAGGUCGAAAAAGACGUCACGGAAAGAGUUGAUGGAGACUAGUAGUCAACAGCUGUAUGAAGAUUUAAUCAAACAGUUGGAAGACAUUGGAAGGAAAGAUAUCGCUAGCAUAAUCAAAACGAAAAUGGCUGCAGAUAAAAAGCUGGAACAUGAUGACUUUAAUAAGCUAUAAUGGCAAAGUAAAAUAGUGUACUUUGACCUAACAUGUUUAUUAAUCUUUCAUUAUUAUUUUUUCUGAUUUCAAGAGAUGAAUUAAAGGUAAAGUGGUAUAAAAUGUUCAUCCAUGUAACUUCUUUCAUGCGAAAAUUGGAAUUGGAAAAGGAAAACUGAUGUGAAGUCAUAGUUGCAGGAACUGUAAACAAAUGAAAAACAAUCUAAUUAAAAUAGAGUAGAAUAGUCUUACAACAUGUUUGCUGAUUAUAUGAAAUAAUAUAUGUGGAAUAAGGGAGGAAACUCCAAAAGAGUAUUGCAUCGAAGAAUGUUGUCAUUAUGUCCCAUUUAUCACUAGGUAAAUUGGGUUCAGAAUACUGGGAAGGUAUUCAGUAUAAAGAGGCGUAUUUCACAACGCACACAGUAUGAACAAGUUUGUAGUGAAGAUAUGUUUAUAAUACAUGUAGCUUAAAAUGAUUAUAUAAAACUAUUCUUCGUAGAAGGUUUCCAGAAUUGUUUAUUUCAAUUCACGAGUCUAAUCGUCAUGUAAAUAAAUGUAAUUCCUCUUAUUCUAUAUAUAGAUAAUAAAACGUAUGAUCUAAUGAAAUUAAAUUCUGAAAGAUGACCACACAUCAGCGAUUUUUGGCAUAACCAUUCUUAUUCAAAUAGUAUAUAUAUUUACAGAUACUUCUUAUGCACCUCUACUAGAAUUAUUUUGCCAUUUUUCCAUCAGCCGUUGUUGCACCCUGGGGUGUCGGUUGCACGUUGAAAUGAUUUCUGACGAUCUACGGUAACGGAUUUGUGGUUAGACACUGAUUUCAGUACGACAACUAUUAAAGAAAUGUAACGGA
Molecule: messenger RNA, 2078 nt
Organism: Mercenaria mercenaria
Lineage: Eukaryota; Metazoa; Mollusca; Bivalvia; Venerida; Veneridae
Exons: 8
Coding region: 155-1249 (364 amino acids)
Source: RefSeq, a predicted model, not a curated record